UUUAUGACUGGUUUUUCCUCAUCUAUAAUUUUAGUGAUCUCUUGAUUGACUCUCCUCCAUUCGUCAAGUACUCCAGUGAGCUGGCUCUUCUUGUUCAAGAGUAGGUAAGAAGUAGAUACUAUCCACAAGAACCAUAUACUGAAAGUUAUUAUUGGAAGAGCUUUCCAACCUCUCAUGUUGAAGUAGCUGAAAUGAAAGGCUAACCCUCAUGCAGAAACUGGUGCGAAGAAAUUGACCUUUGUGUUAAUAAUUUUUUCAGCUCCUGAUACAAGUAACUCACUGUGCUUCUGAAGAUAGUUAACUUCCUCAUUUGUUAGGUUGCUAUACAUAUUAAUUUCUCCUUGAUAAAACUUCAUGAACUGUAAAUCAUCCUGAAUGGCUUCAGGGGCAGAGGCUAUUAGUUCUUUGACACUGUUCCCAAAGGUAUUAACUUCACUCAGAAAUCUUCCGAGUUUAGGAGUAUUUGGAGCUAAAGAUCACAAUCUUAUAUCUGACUCGAUUGUGAAGAUAGGUUACAGGCAUAUUGAUGCUGCUCAAGCUCUUGGAAAUGAGCAGUUGAUCGGUGAAGGAGUUAAUCAAGCCGUUGAACAUGGUGUUAAAAGAGAAGAUAUUCAUGUCUCUAGCAAAAUGUAUAGGGCUUAUUACGAGGACCCAGUGAAGGCAUGCCAGAAGACUUUGAAGGCACUCAGGCUUGACUAUUUGGACCUGUUCAUGGUCCAUUGGCCGAUGCCUGAUUUUGAGAAGGACAAAAAGACUUUUAAGAGGGCUCCUAUGUAUCAGGUAUGGCAAGGGAUGGAGGAGUGAGUGAGGCUGGGACUUACGAAGUCUAUUGGAGUGUCAAAUUUUGGAGUACAGAUGAUGAUUGAUAUGCUGACUUAUGCGGAUAUACCUCCAGCUUGUAACCAGGUUGAAGUGCAUCCAUAUUAUCAACAGCAGGAUUUAGUUAAGUUCUGUGAUAAGUAUGAUAUUACAGUGAUUGCUUAUUCUCCUUUGAGCUGUCCUGCAAGGCCAGUUGGUGGAAAAUGCUCAAAUGCUCUUAAGGAUCCUUUACUUGAAGAAAUUGCUGCAACUCAUGGUAAAACAGUUGCCCAAAUAGCCUUAGCGUGGAAUCUCCAGCUAGGAAAUGUAGUGAUCCCAAAGACAAAUAAUCUAAAUAGAGCACAAGAGAACCUUGAAGCAUGCUCAAUCACCCUCUCUGCACAAGAGAUGAGGAAAAUAUCCUCUAUCAGCACAAACCAAAAGAUCUUCGACCCUAAAAACUGGCCUAUAUACGGCAAAAUUCCUCUAUUUGCUUAAUAU
Messenger RNA from Moneuplotes crassus, 1299 nucleotides. The record is from the annotation of a GenBank genome assembly. Lineage: Eukaryota; Ciliophora; Spirotrichea; Euplotida; Euplotidae.